AUGGACCAAGCACUGAAAUCCCGGGACAUGAGGUCUGCUUCUGCUCGGAGAAGGAAGUUUCAAGAGAGAGAGGAGCAGAAGGCUUAUGAGGAGGAAAGAUUCCAGGAACACAAGAGACGGAUGUUGAUAUAUGAUCACAUUCCAGAAGACAUGGAGCAAGCCCACGACACUUCAGAUGAAUUAGAUCUGGACGCCGGGCGGUCUGACCGGGAGUCAUCGGUUGAGACGCUCUCUGAGCGCAGCGCGUUGACUCCAGAUGGCAUCUGCUUGAAUAGAGUAACUUCUGGCCAGCCCACGCUCUUCGAGACACACGCGAUGUCGCCGUCGAAGACAUAUAUGGAGGAAGAGCAGGAGGACGACAUCAGGACCACAUUAGACGAUGAUCGAGUUACUAUCCUGCCCCCGUCACCAAGACCUGUUUUGGAGGCUUCUCUGGCAACGCUCUCGGACUUCAGAUAUGACCGCUAUUCGAUUUACUCGGAAUCGCUGUUGACAGAGAUCCUGGGGCCCGAGAUUGACGACGACGACGAAACUCCCUCGCCGGUUGAAGUCGCUACACCAGUGUCGUUUUCCCAACCGAAAUCGCGACCCUCACUUAUUUCCAUCAGCAGCAUGUCGCAACAGAACAAACGAAGGACCCCGUCGCUGCAAAGUUCUUCCUCAGAGCCAAUGACACAGCUAGCUGAGCGACCAGCCAAACGUCGAUCAACAAGCAGCAGCUAUACGGAGUUCCCGGCGGCUGAAGCUACGCUGCUCGAAAUUCCAGAUCUUCCUGCAAAUGCCUCUAUCCUCAUCAGCAACGCCAGCCAGGAGUCGCUCCUCCUUCCGAGCAGGGCGUCGACCAGACCCAAGGGUGACCGAACAUCCAGUCUGCCCUUACUGUCCACCGCAUUCAACCAUGCGCGCAUGAGCAGCAUCAAAAACCUGAUCAAAACGCCCACUUCUGCGAGCGAGAAUCGACCUUUUUCUCGUUCUUCGAGUCACAUCACCCGGCCAUCGAUCGCCAUUCAGGCAGGGACAGGGCCAGCUACUGACACAGACACACAGUGGAGGUCCACCCCGUCAGCGGAGUCUCGCAAUCCAAAUCACCUGCAACGUCCUUCGACAGCAAUAAGCAUUUCGAGCUCUAGGAGUUCUGCCAUCAUCACCGCAUUGCCGUCACUCCCGACGCGGCCAGCGGAGGAAAGCAUGGCUGAUGCGCCGGCACCCGCAGAGUCAAGCACGGAUCGAAAGAAGUCUUUCUCCGCCUUCCGCCGACGGAGCGAAAGCGUUGGUCACGCCAUCAAAGGAUUUAGGAAGAUCUCGAGGAAACAUGACGUGCCCUUGCCGUCGCCGUCGAGCGCGAUGACGCCGACGCUCAAAAAGCAACCUUCGGUCGACCCCUCCAGGAAUCCAACGCCUCCACUUCCCUCGCCUCAUACCGAUAGUGCUAGCGCUCGUGCAAGCUCGUCUGCUUCGACUUUGAAAGAGGGUAGCCCCGGAGAUAUUGGCCUUGGGCUGAGAAGCGUGGACGGACUGUCGCAGACAUGA
Capronia coronata CBS 617.96 is the source of this 1530-nucleotide messenger RNA. RefSeq lists its product as uncharacterized. The coding region runs from base 1 to 1530 and encodes 509 amino acids. NCBI's taxonomy places the organism in Eukaryota, Fungi, Ascomycota, Eurotiomycetes, Chaetothyriales, Herpotrichiellaceae. The transcript has a single exon. The record is from RefSeq and is a predicted model, not a curated record.